Messenger RNA from Haliotis rubra (blacklip abalone), 1341 nucleotides. Its product is annotated as coiled-coil domain-containing protein 1-like. The transcript has 4 exons. Lineage: Eukaryota; Metazoa; Mollusca; Gastropoda; Lepetellida; Haliotidae. The record is from RefSeq and is a predicted model, not a curated record. Bases 1 to 1341 code for a protein of 446 amino acids.
AUGUUGCAUAUGAAGGAUGAUGUACAGAAGGAUGAUGUACAGGACAAGGAGGAUGUACAGGACAAGGAGGAUGUACGGAUGGAUGAUGUAUGGAAGGAUGAUGUACAGGACAAGGAUGAUGUACAGGAGGAGGAUGAUGUACAGAAGGAUGAUGUACGGAAGGAUGAUGUAUGGAAGGAUGAUGUACAGGACAAGGAUGAUGUACAGAAGGAUGAUGGUGAUGGUCAGAAGGAUGAUGUACAGGACAAGGAUGAUGUACAGGACAAGGAUGAUGUACAGGAUGAUGUACAGGACAAGGAGGAUGUACAGAAGGAGGAUGUACAGAAGGAGGAUGUACAGAAGGAUGAUGUACAGGACAAGGAUGAUGUACAGGAUGAUGUACAGGACAAGAAUAAUGUACAGGACAAGAAUAAUGUACAGAAGGAUGAUGUACAGAAGGAGGAUGGUCAGAAGGAGGAUGAUGAUGUACAGGACAAGGAUGAUGUACAGAAGGAUGAUGUACAGGACAAGGAUGAUGUACAGAAGGAUGAUGUACAGGACAAGGAUGAUGUACAGAAGGAUGAUGGUCAGAAGGAUGAUGUACAGGACAAGGAUGAUGUACAGAAGGAUGAUGGUCAGAAGGAUGAUGUACAGGACAAGGAUGAUGUACAGGACAAGGAUGAUGUACAGGAUGAUGUACAGGACAAGGAUGAUGUACAGAAGGAUGAUGGUCAGAAGGAUGAUGUACGGAAGGAUGAUGUACGGAAGGAUGACGUACGAAAGGAUGACGUACGAAAGGAUGAUGGUCAGAAGGAUGAUGGUCAGAAGGAUGAUGGUCAGAAGGAUGAUGUACGGAAGGAUGAUGGUCAGAAGGAUGAUGUACAGGACAAGGAUGAUGUACAGGAUGAUGUACAGGACAAGGAUGAUGUACAGAAGGAUGAUGGUCAGAAGGAUGAUGUACAGGACAAGGAUGAUGUACAGGACAAGGAUGAUGGUCAGAACGAUGAUGUACAGGAUGAUGUACAGGACAAGGAUGAUGGUCAGAAUGAUGAUGUACAGGACAAGGAUGAUGUACAGGACAAGGAUGAUGGUCAGAAGGAUGAUGUACAGGACAAGGAUGAUGGUCAGAAUGAUGAUGUACAGGACAAGGAUGAUGUACAGAAGGAUGAUGGUCAGAAUGAUGAUGUACAGGACAAGGAUGAUGUACAGAAGGAUGAUGUACAGAAGGAGGAUGAUGUACAGAAGGAUGAUGGUCAGAAGGAUGAUGUACAGGAUGAUGUACAGAAGGAUGAUGGUCAGAAGGAUGAUGUACAGGACAAGGAGGUUCAAUAUUAUCAUGGUCAUUAUUCAUACAAUUGUUGA